Molecule: messenger RNA, 2385 nt
Organism: Erigeron canadensis
Lineage: Eukaryota; Viridiplantae; Streptophyta; Magnoliopsida; Asterales; Asteraceae
Product: probable 1-deoxy-D-xylulose-5-phosphate synthase 2, chloroplastic
Exons: 10
Coding region: 46-2181 (711 amino acids)
Biological process (GO): terpenoid biosynthetic process
Molecular function (GO): 1-deoxy-D-xylulose-5-phosphate synthase activity
Source: RefSeq, a predicted model, not a curated record
UCUCUCUCUCUCUCUCUUGCCUUUCUGUUUAGAUUAGCAGCAUCUAUGGCUGUUUCGGGGUCUUUCUUAAACUUGCAACUCACUACAACUCCAUGCAUCAAAAGUCUAAGGCUAUGCAAACACUCAAGAAAACAGUUUCGAAUAAAUGUAUCAGCAAAUAGCCCAGAUGCUGAAGAGGCAAAGAUAGUUAUGAAUAAAGGAAAAACCCGAUUGCAAAUUGAUUUUUCGGGGGAAAAACCGAAAACACCUUUGCUUGAUACCAUCAAUUAUCCGGCUCACAUGAAAAACCUCUCAACAAAGGAUUUAGAACAGUUAGCUGCAGAGUUAAGAGUUGAUAUAGUGUAUUCAGUGGCAAGUACCGGUGGGCAUUUAAGUUCAAGCUUAGGAGUUGUUGAAUUGGCUGUGGCUUUACACCAUGUUUUUAAUACCCCCGAUGACAAAAUUAUAUGGGAUGUUGGUCACCAGGCAUACCCACAUAAGAUUCUUACUGGAAGAAGGCCAAAGAUGCAUACCAUGAGGAAAACAUCAGGGCUAGCAGGUUUUCCUAAAAGAGAUGAAAGUGCACAUGAUGCUUUUGGAGCCGGGCAUAGUUCCACAAGCAUCUCUGCCGGCCUAGGUAUGGCUGUUGGAAGAGAUUUAUUAGGGAAGACCAACAACGUGAUCUCUGUGAUAGGGGAUGGUGCCAUGACUGCGGGUCAAGCAUACGAGGCCAUGAACAAUGCAGGCUUCCUUGAUUCAAAUCUAAUCGUCGUUUUAAACGAUAACAAACAAGUUUCAUUACCAACGGCUACAUUGGACGGACCAGCAACCCCUGUGGGAGCUCUUAGUAGCGCUUUAGCCAAGUUGCAAGCCAGUACUAAAUUCCGCAAGCUUCGUGAAGCUGCCAAGAGUAUUACCAAGCAAAUUGGACCCCAAGCACAUGAAGUCGCUGCGAAAGUGGACGAGUAUGCUAGGGGUAUGAUAAGUGCUAGUGGGUCGACCUUGUUUGAGGAGCUUGGUCUAUACUACAUUGGUCCAGUUGAUGGACACAACGUUGAAGAUUUAGUCAGCAUUUUUGAGAAAGUGAAAUCAAUGCCCGCACCCGGGCCGGUUCUUAUACAUAUUGUAACCGAGAAAGGGAAGGGUUAUCCUCCUGCCGAAGCAGCCGCUGACAGAAUGCACGGAGUUGUGAAGUUUGAUGUCGGAACUGGAACGCAGUUCAAGACUAAAGCCCCAACGCUUUCAUAUACUCAAUACUUUGCAGAGGCACUAAUAAAAGAAGCUGAGGCAAACAAUAGAGUUGUAGCAAUACACGCUGCCAUGGGAGGCGGAACUGGAUUAAACUAUUUCCAGAAAGUGUUUCCAGAACGUUGUUUUGAUGUUGGCAUUGCCGAACAACAUGCUGUCACAUUUGCUGCGGGUUUAGCAACAGAAGGUCUUAAACCGUUCUGUGCCAUCUACUCCUCAUUUUUACAAAGAGGAUAUGAUCAAGUGGUUCAUGAUGUUGAUCUUCAAAAACUACCUGUUCGGUUUGCAAUGGAUAGAGCUGGUUUGGUAGGGGCAGAUGGACCAACACAUUGUGGAGCCUUUGACAUCACGUACAUGGCAUGCCUGCCAAACAUGGUGGUGAUGGCUCCUGCUGAUGAGGCUGAACUGAUGAACAUGGUUGCAACCGCUGCAGCAAUUGAUGACAGACCUAGUUGCUUUAGAUUCCCAAGAGGAAAUGGCAUUGGCGUACCUCUUCCUCCUAACAACAAGGGAGUUGCUAUAGAGGUUGGUAAGGGAAGAAUCCUACUGGAAGGAACUAGAGUUGCGAUUUUGGGAUAUGGUUCAAUAGUUCAACAAUGUCUAGGUGCAGCUAGCUUGCUUCAAAACUAUAACGUGUCUGCAACAGUAGCUGAUGCUCGGUUUUGCAAACCAUUGGAUGCAGAACUAAUUAAAAGAUUAGCUAACGAGCAUGAAAUCUUACUUACUGUUGAGGAAGGUUCAAUUGGUGGUUUUGGAUCACAUGUUGCUCAUUUCCUUAGCUUAAAUGGCCUUUUAGACGGGAAACUCAAGCUACGGGCAAUGACACUUCCUGAUAGAUACAUUGACCAUGGUGCCCCACAAGAUCAACUUGAAGAAGCUGGUCUUUCAUCACAACAUAUUUGUUCCACACUUUUAUCGCUUUUGGGGAAGCCGAAAGAAGCACUUCAAUACUAGCCAGUUAUCUAAACGAAAAUGGUACACCAGUGAACUAGAUCGAUCGUUCACUCUUAUAUUGAUUAUAUAUAUGUAUACAGUUUUGGGUGCUUGGAGUAGAGAGAGCAACCAACUAAAGACUAGUAUUGAUUUCUUCAUCUAUAUAUAUGUAAUAUAUGUUGUUCAUUUCAUUGUUAAAAAGUAAUUAAAUGCUAUCACUAAACA